GGCCGACGUCUACACACAAAGCCCAAAGCUAGCCUACUGGGCAAAAACGCAUAUGGAGUCGGUGGCAAUGGCGGCGGAGAAUAUUGGACGUCGACCAAACGGUGAGCACGCAAAAGAUCGGUGUGGCUACUUUCAGAUGCCGUUGCACUACCCUAGAUACACAAGAGCCGAGUACGAGACCAUGCCAGAAUGGAAGCUUGACUGCUUGCUCAAAGAGUACGGCCUGCCUAUCACCGGAAAUGUUGAGAACAAGAGGAAGUUUGCCAUGGGAGCUUUUCUUUGGCCUAACUAGUGACUUUAAUUCUAUUAUGGUCUUUGAUCAUUAUGCUUCUGCUUCUCAGGUGUUUGAUUAUUGUUCUGUUUGAGAUGAAAUGAAGGGAAGUACAUGUAUGUAAAGUAACAAGUAAGAAAUGUGUACUGCUGUGUUUAAAAGCUUCAUCUGGUAUUUGCUUGUCUAUUUCAGUGUGAUCCAUUAAUGGGGGUUUUCACUUGUUGCCUCUUCA
Molecule: messenger RNA, 503 nt
Organism: Manihot esculenta (cassava)
Lineage: Eukaryota; Viridiplantae; Streptophyta; Magnoliopsida; Malpighiales; Euphorbiaceae
Exons: 1
Coding region: 53-292 (79 amino acids)
Source: RefSeq, a predicted model, not a curated record